Molecule: messenger RNA, 3003 nt
Organism: Yamadazyma jaroonii
Lineage: Eukaryota; Fungi; Ascomycota; Pichiomycetes; Serinales; Debaryomycetaceae
Source: the annotation of a GenBank genome assembly
AUGUCAAGUAUUAAAGACGAUGAUGCUUCAAUUGCAUCUCAACCAAAGACUACCAGCAGAUUGAAGAAAUUGACAUCAGGAGAUAAAUGGGUUUCACCAUUUAGAACUGGUCCAAAGAAGAAAAACUUGCACCAAGAUUUAAGGGAACAGAACAAGAUUGAUAAGAUGCAAGUUCCAAAGAAAUUUGCUACUCAUCCAACUUUAGAAGCUAAGAAGAAAGCUGACGAAGCUGCUGCCAAAAAAGCUAAAGAAGAAGCCGAAAAGAAAGCCAAAGCUGAAGCUGAAUCCAAAGAAGUUGACGCUGAAGGUGAAGAAGGUGAAGUUAAAGAAACUGAACCAGUUGAUACUGAAGCCAAGGAAGAAGAAGUUGAAGCUGAAGUUGAAGAAACUGAAGCUCAACCUGAAGCAACUGAAGAAGCCGAAGUAAUUGAAGAAACGGAAGCUAAUGAUGAUAACAUCGAACAAGUUGUUAAAGAAACUCCAAUUGAAAUUGUUACUCAACCUGAAGCUAAGUAUGAACCUGUCCAAUUACCUAACCAGGAAACUUUGGACAAAUUCAAAGAUAAACCCAAAUUAUUAGACCAUUAUCAAGAAUUGAAUACUGCUGCCAUUGGUUCAGUUGCACGUUCUAUGGAAGAUCCUAAUAAGGUUAUCGAUUUAGGAAGUGGAUUGAAAAUGACUCAACAGCAAUUAUUAGACAUUGCCGCUAAAAGAGUCGCUCCCGUUUUAACCACCAUCAAUGAUGAGGUUACUAAAACUCGUAAUGAAGAUGAAAUCAAAAGACAGGAACAGAUCAAAUCCAAAGUUGAAAGCCACGAGCGUAAAUUGAAAGGUGAUUUUGAAAAACACUUAAAGAAAAUCGAAGGUAAAAAAUUGAAAUUCGAUGGUGAAAUCACCAGAAAGACCACUGCUUUAACCAAAAAAAUGGAAAGUAAUGAUCAAGAAGCUGCUGAUUUCGAAAAAACCACUUUGGAAGAAAUCGAAACUGCCAAAAAAGAUUUUGAAACAAGAGAAGCCAAUGCUGUUGAACAACAUGAGACUGAUAAAGAAAACUUGAUCAAGAAUCACGAAGAAUUGAUGGAAACCAAAAAACAAGAAUUAGAAGAUUCUAAAACUAACCAGGAAACCACCACUCAAGAAAUCGAAUCUUUACAAGAAAAGAAAACCGAAUUAGAUAACUCAAACUCUGAAUUGAAUACAAAGAUUGAAGAGUUAACUGCCAAAUUGAAUGAAAAAUUGAAAUCUUUGGAAGAAGUUAACGUCAAUUUGACUGAAAAGAAGGAUUUGAUCAGUAAGAAUGAAGUCACUAAAAAGGAAUUGAAUGAAAAAUUGGAAACUUCCGAAAAAGAUUUGUCAACCAAAAAAGAAUCUCAUGGUAAAUUGAGUGCUGAAGUCGGUGUCUUGGCUGGUGUUUUAUCUGCUUAUGCUACCAAAUUGACUUUCUUAAGUGGGGAAAAAGAAUCUAGAAAAUCUAGAUUAUCCCAAGCUAAAGAAACAUUCACUAAUUGGGAAACAGAAAAACAAAACACUGCUAAACAAGUAGCUUUAGAACAUGAACGUAAGCGUGCUGAAGCUCAGGAAGCUGCCGAAACCGCUAAGCUUGAACAAGAAUUGGAAAGACAAAGAUUGAAAGAUGAAGAAGAAACCAGAAAAGUUCAAGAAGAAAUUGAAAGACAAAGAUUAAAAGAAGAAGAAGAAAGAAAAGCUGCUGAAGAAAAGGCUGCUGCUGAAAAGAAAGCUGCUGAAGAAAAAGAAGCCGCCGAAAAGAAAGCUGCCGAAGAAGCUGAAGCCGAAAGAUUAGCUAAAAUUGAGGCUGAAAAGAAGGAAGCUGAAGAAAAGGAAGCUGCCGAAAAGAAAGUUGCUGACAAAAAGGCCGCCGAAGAAGCUGAAGCUGCUAAAGCUGCCAAAAUUGAAGCUGAUAAGAAAGCUGCUGAAGAAGAAGAAAGAUUGAAAAACUUACCUGAAUAUCAACGUCAAUUACGUAUCAAGGAAAGAGAAAGUGAACAACAAAGAUUGAUUGACGAAAGAAAUCAACAUGAAGAAAUCUACAAGCAACGUAAAUCUAAAGAAGAAGAAGAAGCUUUAGCUUUACAAAAAGAAAUUGAAGCUUUAAAACAAAAACAAAUUGAAAAGACCGAACUCGAAAGAUUAGAAGCUGAGAGAGUAGCUCAAAGUAAAUUAGAUGAAAUUGAAAAAUUGAAAGCUGAACAUGAUGAAAAAUUGAAAUUGUAUCAAGAAAGAUUAGAAUUUGAAGAAUUACAAAAGACAAGAUUGUUAGAAGAAGUUGAAAAUUUGAAAAAGAUCAGAUUAUUGAGAGAAGAAAAGGCAAGAUUAACUUCUACCGUUGAUAACUAUUCAAAAAUUGAUGAUAUUCAACAUUUGAUCGAAGAAAGAGAAUUGGAAGUUGCUAGAUUGACUAAGCAAAUUGAAUUAGAUGAUAAAGAAUUAUAUCAUAGUUCCAAAGGAAAGUUAUAUUCAGCACAAAGCGUUGAAGAUUCAGUUCCUGAUAAAGUCCCAAAAGAUGAAAUGAAAUUGAAAUCUGAAUCCAAAAAUUUUUUAGCUAAAAGCGAUGAAUUACCAGUAAUUGCUGAAAAAGGAGCCAAAGCUGAAAAGGAUUCAAAAGAUUCCAAGAAAACUGGUGCAGCUGUUGUAACAGGUUUAGCAGCAGGUUCUGCUGUUGCAAGUUCAAACGUUGGAAAUGCUACUUCUAAAUCCAAAGAUAGUGGUAGAUCAAACAGUUUAAGAAAAAGUUUGAAAAAACUUUCGAAGAAAUUAAGUGGUGAUUCAAGUCCAAAAGCUUCUCCAAAGCCGGAAAAAAAAUCAGUUGCAAAACCAGUAAAACCAGUUGAAAAACAAACCAAAGCUGUAGCUUCAGAUUCCGAAUAUGAAACUUAUUCAAUUUAUGAAGAAGUUGAUGAUGAGGAAUAUGAAGCUAAUAGAACUGAUCCAAAUUACUUCGAAGUUACUUCUGAAGAAUUUGAGAAACAUAAAGCCAGAGUUUGA